Messenger RNA from Neurospora tetrasperma FGSC 2508, 240 nucleotides. RefSeq lists its product as uncharacterized. Lineage: Eukaryota; Fungi; Ascomycota; Sordariomycetes; Sordariales; Sordariaceae. The transcript is spliced from 3 exons. The record is from RefSeq and is a predicted model, not a curated record. The coding region runs from base 1 to 240 and encodes 79 amino acids.
AUGGGUCGAGAAAUUGAGCCAUUCCUGAAGUUUUACUCACAGGAAUUGAUGCGUGGAAUCAGCGUGCUCUUCCAAAACUGCCCAUCGCUACUAGGACCGGCAUUCGUGAGGCUGUUCGUGCUGGAGCACCCGUUUGAGCCAUCUCUGGGGUCCCCCUUCUGGAAGCUGGCGGAAACCACGACACGGAGAUGUACUGUUCUCCUGGUUGUUGCUCCGCUGAGACAUGACGGGAAAUCAUGA